This is a messenger RNA of Molossus molossus (Pallas's mastiff bat), 1757 nucleotides long. RefSeq names its product ribosomal RNA processing 15 homolog (gene RRP15). Bases 1 to 855 code for a protein of 284 amino acids. NCBI's taxonomy places the organism in Eukaryota, Metazoa, Chordata, Mammalia, Chiroptera, Molossidae. Gene Ontology annotation, cellular component: preribosome, large subunit precursor. Gene Ontology annotation, biological process: maturation of 5.8S rRNA; maturation of LSU-rRNA. The record is from RefSeq and is a predicted model, not a curated record. The transcript is spliced from 5 exons.
AUGGCUGCGGCCGUGCGGGACUCACGUGGGAGUGCGGGGAAGAAGCUGAAAAAUUCUCUGAAGAAGAAGAAGAAGAUGAAAACGGCAGCCAGGGCGGUCGCCUCGGAGCUGGAAGACGGAGACACGGACGCUGCGGGCGCGGGAGGAAGGUGCAGAUCAGAAACAGGUCACCCUUCCGAGGAUGAAGCAGCAGAGGCCGACAAUGAAGAAGAAGUGGAUCCGUGUGACAGGGACAGUGAGAAUGCCGUGGGGGCCAGCGUGGGGACCAGUGCCGGCUGGGCAGACGCCAUGGCUAGAAUCCUGAGCAAAAAGACCCCCGGAAGUAAACCCACCAUUCUGGUCAAAAACAAAGAGCUGGAAAAGGAAAAGGAAAAGUUGAAGCAGGAGAGACUAGAGAAGAGAAAGCAGCUUGAUAAGAAGCGGGAAUGGGAAAUGAUGUGCAGAGUCAAGCCAGACGUUGUCCAAGACAAAGAAACAGAGAGGAAUCUUCAGAGAAUUGCCACGAGGGGCGUGGUGCAGCUGUUCAAUGCCGUGCAGAAGCAUCAGAAGAAUGUUGACGAGAAGGUGAAGGAAGCUGGAAGCUCCAUUCGCAAGCGCGCCAAGUUGAUGUCCACAGUCUCCAAGAGAGAUUUCAUCAGCGUCCUGAGAGGGCUGGAGGGCAGCGCCAGCGAGAAGAGCUCAGCCGGAAGGAGCCCCAAAGCCGCGCAGGCUGAAGCCAGUGAGGAGGGUCCGGGAUGGACCAUCCUUCGCGACGACUUCAUGAUGGGCGCGUCCAUGAAGGACUGGGACCGAGCGAGCGACAGGCCGGACAGCAGCCCGCCAGCGUCGGGCAGUGAGUCCGACGCCCAGAGCUAGGCCCGCGGGCAGCACCGCGCGCUGCUCCCGAGAAGCUUGUGCUCCACCCUGGGGACUGGUCGGGACCACGGCUGGGGAAGCCGCAGCCACGGACUGUUUUCCACCGCGAGGUCGCCCUGUUCGCGUCAGCUUGCACACGUACGUGUUCAAACUUUGUAUAACUUUAAGCAUUGUUCCUCAAAACAUUAGUAAGAAGAAAGUUGUUUACUCGUCCAGCGAGAUGCUGAUUUGCCACGAUCGUUGGUUUAGUGUUGGUCAUGGGUAUUGGUUUUGUUUAGUGUGACCAGUGUCCUUCAUGCUUAAAAUGAACUCCUUGAAGUUAAUAUGGUUCAGUGGACAGACCGUGUAUGAUUCACAGUUUUGGGGGGCAGGGUUGGUGUUUGUUUUGGUGAGCUACUGGAAACUUAUGUUGGAAAAUUAAAAAUCACAGUGUUAACUAUUUUGAGUGAUUUUAUUGCUUUAAAUAUUCUGGCAAAAGUGAUAGAAGAAAUGUAUCAAAUCCUUAUUUAUAUUACUUCCUUUUAUAUGCUAAGUAAUAAAUAUAAACGACGACUGAAGAUAUUUCGAGUGUUGGUUGUUUUUGCUCUCGUGUUUCACUUCUGCGACAGGCGUGUUCUUAGCAAGCACAUCUGACGCGCCCUCGUCCUCCGUCUCUGGACUGAGUUACGUCCCUUCCCUCCCACGUCGACUGAGCGGGGCAGGGGGGGCGGGGGGCUGUCCCCGGUGGUCUGCACCAGAACGCAGUGUCUGAUUUGAGGCUCGGUUCCCUGCUGUUGCCGUGAGGAUGACGAAAUUCCGUGACAGCCCGUGUCCUGCCGUCAGGUCGAGAAGACAGAGGCCGUGUGUCACUCCGUCAUCUCUGAGGCUGCACCCCGAGCCGGGGUAGGGAGCUGCUGGUAGGC